Molecule: messenger RNA, 3789 nt
Organism: Amoebophrya sp. A120
Lineage: Eukaryota; Dinophyceae; Syndiniales; Amoebophryaceae
Source: the annotation of a GenBank genome assembly
GGUUGUAGGGGGUCGAUGAAGUAAGUAGUCGAAAGAAAAUUGUUUUUGCAUCCAAGAUGACAUCACUUGUAUCAGCAGCCCCAAGAACUACUUUGCCACCAUCAUGCCCCGGCCGCCCCUUGUUGCGCACGACCCACCUGCUCCGGAGUGUGAUCGCGUCUUGCGGCGCCGGGUCGUUCUUGGUGAUCACUGUGCUUGGCAACGGGUUCCGCACGACACUGGACCUCAUCCAGGAGAGAACCUACCAUGACUGCGGGGAACUGUGUUGGAGCAUGAUGCAGAACAAGGGCGCCGAGUACUUUUCGCCCGAGUUUGUCGAAGAGAUGGACGACGAGGAAGGGUCCCUAAAAAACAAAACCGACGAGCUGCAGGCCCCCCGCGCAACCAACGGCCCGCGGUACCGUCGCAUACCCGCGCACGAGCUGCAGUGGCGUUUCCCGGAGUACCGCGAGUUCGAGCACAGCCCCGGCCCGUUCUGGAACCACACCCGCGGACAUUUCCAAUGCGAAAAGCUGCUGAACAACGCAGACCUGGAUGUCGCCGCGGGCUACGGCGAAAUCGACCACGGGCUCAGCUACGCAACCUUCGUCCCGGGGCGCUUUUUGCCGUACUUCACGAUGAACGGGCAGAUGCCGGUAGUCUUUGCGAAUUUUUUGAAACAGUGGGACGCACCGGUGUUCACACGGUUGUCCUCCGCGAACCAGAUCACGGAAGACAAUAAGGUGAUGGACAUUCACAGCACCACGGCCGCCGCCACGGACGGGCUCAGCGUCUUCCGCGAGGACAUUGACGUGGGGAAGAUGCUGUGGGAGGAAUGGACCGAGCCCUACGUCGAGGGCUGGGUGGCCGUGAUGCGGUGCGCAGUCUCCUUCGCGCAGGCGGCGGUGGAGGCUGCGAAGAAGAACCCGAGGGGUUCAGGCUCGUCUUCUGAUAGAGUGCUGCCCCGAAGAAGUUCCAACCGCGACUACAAAAUCCUCGACGUGCUAUGAGAGUGAGCAACUGACUCCCGCCUCCUCAGUUGUCCUGCAAAAUCCCGGAUCCAAGUGCUGCUUUGCGGCACUGUUAGUUGCGUGACAGGUUCUGCAAGCCCAAACAGUAUCAGUACUACUUGUACUUCUUAAAAGACUAGGCGCAUCCACUUGUCAUGCAAAGCCUCCACGACGUGUGCUGCUGCUGUGCAGUGCUGCCGUUUGUAUUGCUGUUCAAGAAAUGAAGGGGAGUUGAUGAAGUUGUGCACUUUCAUACGCACGCGACGUAGACUACGAACAGCGGCUGUCCGUAUGCAGCGAACAGGACCCGCGCAUUAUUACAGUGAAAAGUGCCCCCCACCCCUGAAAUUGCAAAAAUUUGUGAUGCGAAGUCUCCACAUGAAAACUUUUGGUCAUGCAUGGAAGGAGUAGGAAUCUUUCUGAUGCGGAAUCUAGGCGUGCGCGUGUAUCGCAUCGCUUGCAUGACAAGCGCCGCUCUUGCUGGGGUUUUCUGCAAUACAAAUUUUUGCUAUUCACGAUUGAAAAUCUGUGAUGCUGAUACAUGCAAGAGGGCAGAUGUUUCAUUUGGAAAGGUUUGCAAUACAAAUGCUCCCAAGUACUGGGGUGGGUGCAUUUUUCAUUGUAAUACGCAUCCGCGCCGCCGCGGUGGACUACGCGCGCCGGCGCCCGCACAAACUGUAUCCUGAGUAAAAACGUACCCACGCCAGAGUUGUCAUGCAGAUUUGCAAUGACAGGAACGUUUGUAAUGCGCAUCGCCAGGAGAGGCAUUUUUAGUCGUGUUUUGGAAUUUGUAAUGCUGUAAACAGGAUGAUCAGAUCGAUUUCUGACGCAGCUGGCCUUGCGAACCUGCACUACACUACGGACUGCAAUUUGUGAUGCGUGACCCCCAAAAGUUCUAGGUUUGUGUUGCAAAGUCCCCAUCUUGACUCUGGUGUGGGUACGUUUUUCCUCAGGAUAAACUGGACAAGGUUCUCACCGAAGAGGAGCUGCUGGACAAGAAGGGCGAGCUGCUUGGGGUGUACAACCAGAUGUUCACCUCUGGCUACGGAGACGCCUCGCGGGUCGCGCUGUACCGGGGCCUGGAGCACUACCGCGACUACAUCUUGGGCCGCGAGGAAGACGCGGAGGCGGGGAUCCGGGCCUUGGUGGUCGGCAGUAGCUACCCGUGGGUGGAGGCGCUGUUGCUGCUCGUGUUCGGCGACGAGAUCCACGUGACCACCAUCGAAUACCUACUCUGAGUAAAAACGUUCCCACCCCAGAUUUGUCAUGCAAAUCUGCAUGCCAAAAAAGUUUAUCAUGCGACGCCCCAUAAGAAGCAUUUUCUAGUUGUGUUUUGGAAUUUGUGAUGCUAGCUUCAGCAUGAUAUGCUAGAUCUGUGAUGCUUCGGAACUACCUAAACAGGAUUACACUACGACGACAAACUUGUCAUGCGAAGCAGCCAUAGCUGGUGGAUUUGUCUAGGAGAUUUUCCAUCUUGUCUCGGUUGUGUGGACAUUUUUCCUCACAAUAAUACCGCCCGAUGAAGUCCUCGCACCCGCAAGUCACGUGCUACACGCCCGCAGAGUUCUUUCACGGUCGCACGCUGUUCAAGGAGUAUGACGAGGAACAGGAUAGUAGAGAACAUCGCAGCGCAGAUCGAGCUUCUGGUGCGCAGGCACGAUAUGAUAGAAACAGCAGGAUGAACUCAAAGACGCAAAGCCAAAGUAGAACUCAGCAAAAUCAAAAAGCAAAACGUAAACAAGAUCACACCCGCGGCCCCUUCGACAUUGUGAUUUCCCUUUCCAGCCUGGAGCACGCAGGCCUCGGGCGCUACGGGGACGUCAUCUCGCCCUGGGCGGACGUGUUCACCACGGCACGCGCGCACUGCUUGACGCGCGACAACGGCCUGCUGUUCCUCAGUGUCAUGGCGCACCUACCCGUGGCGGCGAGAAAAGGCAUCGCCACCUCGUUUCACCCCGACGACCCGGUUGCGUGGCGCAACGCAAAGUGUGGGCAGGAUCGGUUGAUGAAAAACGCGCCGCCCGGGGAUAUUGUCCUUUUCAACCUGCUAUCGACUGCAAAUAAUAUGCCUGGGUCUGGAAGGUUGCAGUUGCACCUGAAUCUGUGCGCAGUAGUUUUCGCAGGAGGGGGGCCCAGAAGAUGAAGAUCUGCAAUGCCGGUCCGUCGUGGCACCACAAGUUUUGAGAGGGGUCCGCAAUGCCUGUCCUGCAUGGAAUAACAUGCCAUCCUUGGGUGCCCAAUAAAAUUGGUUGUCAUUGGCUUUUACUGCUCCCGCAAAACAUAUUUAUUUUUCUGCCACCCGAAUCAAUCUCGCACGUUGGCAAAGUCGAACACUUCCAGACACAGACAUAUUUGCAAUGCAUACCUGCAUCGCAUCUACGGCGAAAAGCGAUUGCCAUACCUAACCGCAAACUGGCAGCAAAUCGACGUCAUCCCGCCGUCGGUAGAGGAAACUUUCGACGAAUGCAUCUUCGUGCUAAGGAAAAAUGCAAACCCACCACGGAGAAUUGAAAAUGAGGCCUUGCUAUGACGAAAAAAUGCUACGCAAUUGAUAGUUGAUUUUGGAUUUUUUCUGCCGACACAUCAAGAAAGAUCCUCACAACAACUCUCUUAUCCGCCACACUCAUUAUGACAUCUGGAGAAUGUACUAUAUCGCAUUUUUUGGUUCAAAUGAACGUGGCCUCGAUUUUCGGAGGGCGGUGCAGUUAGCUCAUCACGACAAGGGCGCAGGAACAAGAUCAUGAGCACACGCCCACCUAGCGCCAUCAAGCGCCCGCCUGCUCAGUGGAGCAGUGGUACG